CGCAGAACCACUGAACGGCUGGACCAGAACGGCAGAAGCCAUUUAGCCAAUUCCAAGCCGGAAAUCAAAACUAGUUGAUGUUGCUUAUCUUGGGACUCACAAAUUCUUUGUCAGUGGCUCUUCAAAAGAAAGAUCAAGACAUAUUGAAUGUUGUUUCACUUGUGAAAACAACAAAGCAAUAAUUGCUUAAGGUAAGAGCUGAUGGAUGGGAUUCACAUUUGAGGAAGAUCUUAGAAUUUUGUGAGAAGCAUGAAAUUUCUGUGCUUAAUAUGGAUGAGGACUUUGUUAACCCAAGGAGGCCACGUCAAAGAACUAAUAUCACUAAUCGGCAUCAUUAUGAGUAUGAAUGUUUUAAUACCAUAAUGGAUUUGCAAAUUAGUGAAUUUGAUGACCGUUUCAAUGAGGUAAAUUCUGAGCUACUUCUUUGCAUGGCCUCUUUGAGUCCGAUUGAUUCCUUCCGUGAGUUUGAUGCUUCAAAGUUGUUGAGAUUGGCUGAAUUUUAUCCAAGUGACUUCAGUUAUGUGGAACGCAGAACUCUUGAGCAUCAAGUCAGUAUUUACAUUGACAAUGUGUUAGCGGAUGAAAGGUUUGCUAGAUUGAAAAGUCUUGGUGAUCUUGCUCGAGUGAUGGUGGAUACAAGGAAACAUCUUUCACAUCCUUUGGUGUAUAAGCUUUUAAAGUUAGCAUUGACUUUGCCAGUUGCCA
Molecule: messenger RNA, 705 nt
Organism: Cuscuta europaea
Lineage: Eukaryota; Viridiplantae; Streptophyta; Magnoliopsida; Solanales; Convolvulaceae
Source: the annotation of a GenBank genome assembly